UUCUCCUCCUCCUCAGCAUGGCCCUCUCCCCGCCGCCGGGCUUCCGCAGCCCCUUCGCCCGGCCCCGCUGCCUGGCCGCCGCCGCCCCCGCCGGCAAAGCCAAGCUCACCCACCCCGGCAAAGCCAUCCUGGCAGGUGGCAUUGCUGGUGGCAUUGAGAUCUGCAUUACAUUCCCUACAGAGUAUGUGAAGACUCAGCUCCAGCUAGAUGAGAAGGCCAACCCGCCACGCUAUAAGGGGAUUGGGGACUGUGUGAAGGUGACGGUCCGAGACCAUGGGAUCAAAGGCCUGUAUCGGGGCCUCAGUUCGUUGGUAUAUGGCUCCAUACCGAAGGCUGCUGUGAGGUUUGGCAUGUUUGAAUUCCUCAGCAACCACAUGAGAGAUGCUGAAGGGAAGCUGGACAGCAAACGUGGCCUCCUUGCUGGCUUGGGAGCUGGCGUGGCAGAAGCUGUGGUCGUGGUGUGCCCUAUGGAAACAAUAAAGGUGAAGUUUAUCCAUGAUCAAUGUUCUCCAAAGCCAAAAUAUCGAGGUUUCUUUCAUGGAGUGCGGGAGAUUGUUCGGGAACAAGGCCUCAGGGGCACCUACCAAGGUUUAACAGCCACUGUCCUAAAACAGGGAUCAAACCAGGCCAUUCGCUUUUUUGUCAUGACAGCACUCAGGAACUGGUACAAAGGGGACGAUACAAAUAAAGUCAUAAACCCUCUUGUGACGGGAUUAUUUGGGGCUGUGGCUGGGGCAGCCAGCGUUUUUGGAAACACCCCGCUGGACGUUGUGAAGACCAGGAUGCAGGGUCUUGAGGCCCACAAGUACAAGAGCACCUGGGACUGUGCCUAUAAAAUCAUGAAAUACGAAGGACCUCUUGCGUUCUACAAGGGCACCAUUCCUCGCCUGGGCCGGGUCUGCUUAGAUGUGGCCAUUGUCUUCAUCAUUUACGACGAAGUGGUCAAGGCCCUCAACAAAGUGUGGAAGACCGACUGAGCACUUAGGGCCUGCAGCAGAGACACGACCAUCUCCCCACCUGCCAGGCAACAGCUGGGAAAAGAGCAUGACCACAGAAGGCAUUCUAGGGGGGAUGAUUUUGUUGUUGGGUGUUUUUUUUUUUUUUUGCUGUGAGGGGCCCCCAGCAGGCAGGCCCCCUCCAUGGGUUCAAACCAGACUCGAAUAGAGUCCCCGAGCUGCUGUUUCUAUACCAGGCUUCGUGAUACAUAUUUAUCAGAAUUAACUGUAGAGAUUUUUUAAAAUUAUUGAUUGUACACUGACAUGACCAGGGGACAUUUGGAAAGGGAAGGGCACGGAAUUGCAGGGGCGGGGCCGCAUUUAUGUGCCACCUUUUGGCUAGGCCUUUUUCUGCCAACUUGAGCAAGGACAGUUCACUUAGUGCCUAUAAGAAAGAGGGAGAAAAAGUGCCCUCCAAUGUGGAGUGUUUUGGAAUCAAAGCCAAUUCUUCCCAUUGGAUUUGGGAUGGUAAUGGUGGGGUUUGCUUUUAAUUGAGUUUUAGUUAUUCUGCCAGUAAUUGAACCCAUAGAUGAGCUCAAGAUUGGGGGGCAAGGGGGUUAGAUUUACAACUUUGUGGACUGUCUUCAAGUCUGCUGAUGUGCACUCACCUCACUCACACACGCACAUGUUUUUGUUUUUGUUUUUUGGUGAUAUGGACACGCUUUAACAAAUGGAGAAAGGACUUUGGAGAUGAAGGCAGCAAGAAAAACCUUGAGCACAUUCCACGGUCAUCCUCCAACGGCUUUCUCUCAGCAGAGAGCAGCACCUUGUGGCUUUUCUUUCUCUUCUGAGCCACAGCCAGGCUUCUGGCCCAGAUAGGGAUCACACCACUGCAUUUGCGUGGCUUUUUCUUUCUCUCCCUCUCCUUUUAAUUUUCUUUAAAAUGGUUUGGAUGGCUCAGGAACAGAGGAAGGCAUCUCCGUUUGUAGAUGUGUCUGUCCCCAGCACCAAGAGUAGGGGAAGCUGUUGUCUAGAGGUAGGAAACCUCUCCAGAUUUACAACGCCUUUACCCACUAAGGGAGUCCCACACACAAGGGGCAGUAGCUGCCCGGGGCAGCAUGGGCAGCUGCUGUGCCAAGGUGAGGGAGCAGCUGCUACACCAAUGGCAAAGACUCUGGUAGACCUUGACUUCUGUUCCCAUCAGCUGGUGCCAUUCAUUUUGUAGGCUGGCAAACAGCAUCUACCACAGGUGCCUAAAAAUCUAUUUUUCCUUUUUCCUUGAGUAUCCUUGUUUCCCAAAAUGUUGUUGCAGGGCAUCUCUCAGAACUGCUGGCCUUUAGCCCUGCUGUUUGGGAGUUUGAAGCCCCAUGAUGUUUGAUUGCAGCGGGAAGAGGAAUAUUUACAGUUUUUGAAGGCAUCGUAGGGCACAAUGGUAAGGAGUGGGCCCAGUUGCCCCGGAGGGUCUAGCCUCUUGCCAACUCAGAGAAAUGGAGCUGAUGGAAGGGGCUGGAGGUGGGCACAGAGGUCUUGGAAGCUGCUGACAGUGCCAUCCAAUGUCACCAUUCCUUAUUUUUCAGCCCUAGAGAUAGGACACCUGUGACCUUCUUAAGUCAGUGGUGUCAAACUUGUGGCCCUCCAGAUGUUUGACAUCAGCUCCCAGAAUUCCUGACCAUUGGACAAGCUAGAUAGGGCUUUUGGGAGUUGGAGUUUCAAACACCUGGAGAGCCACAGGUUUGAUACAUCUACUCUAAGCCGUCUUGGACUGUCCCCUUCCUCAGUUGAACCGGCAUGGCAAUGCUGAAGGAUGUUAGGAGUUGCAUUCCAGCACUGCACAGAGGGCUAGACAUUCCCCUUUGUUCUACCCUUUUUCCUAUGGCAUUAGUGUUGCUCACAUGCUAAGGAGAUGCUUUAAAAUGAAUGUGUCCCCCCCCACCUUUCCAUUAUGAAAAAUGACCUUCUGUGUUUGUGUAGCUUUUCCUGCUGAGUUGGGAGGGACAACCUUUCUUGCUCCCACAACAAACUCAUUCCAUAACAUUUGCUUGUUUACAUUUUCGGCUUGGAAGACGGAUGCUUAGGCCUUAAAGUCAGCCAAUGGCAACAUGAGCUCUCCCUUUGGUGUUCUGAGGCACUCCAGUCUAGAUACAAAGGGGUGCUUCCUUUUCCAAAGAGUCUUCUGUCUCCCCCCCCCUUUCCCCCCUCUCAUUUGGUUUGAGGGCCACAGCAAGUCCCUAACGGAAUAAUUAAGAUGUGACAAACACAACGCUGAAUUUAGUCCUGCUUGUACUUUAUUGGGAGGGGACUGCCUAAUCGUGUCUUUUUGUUGUCCAGGUGCCAAGAGAGCUUGCGGCAAUACCAAUCCGCGUCUGUGCCAAAUUUUGUAUAUGUUUGUCUUUUUUGUACACUUAGUGACCCCCCCCCCCCCCACACACACAAAAAUCCCAGUGUUUGUUAACUCGCUGCUGUUGAGUUAGUUAAAUGCAGCCUGUUGUUGAUGGAGAUGAGCGAUGGAGGGAGAAAGUCGAGCGACCUCUGCUCCCUCCACCAUGUUUACAGGUAUGGUAGGGUUGCCAGUUGAAUAAAAUUAUAUGGCUGAUUUUAAGAUGUUUCGGUCUGUAGCCAGACUGUGUGAACUGUUUUGGACUGGAGCUUUGGGUAACCAACUGAACAUGCAAGCGCACUGGCUGCAAGUGAUAGACUUCUGAUUUCACAAAAAUUGAGCUAUGCCUUGGCAACAUUCCCCCCCCCCCCCCCCCCCCCCCCCCCCAUGCUCACACAUUUGUGGCUUCGAAUGUUAGGCUUACUGUUGUAAGAUGUUCCAUCUACUAUGGGCUUUGAUAGGCAACUGAAGGAUGAUUCCUGUGCCAACUGUGUGACUGAGCCAAGGUGGGGCAAGUUGCUUCUCUUCUUCACGCCAAGGCUUUGUUACCUGGACUUGUAUUGAAUGUUUUCCACUCUCUCACUCUGUGCCCCGGCAGCCCGACACUAGAAUGAUUCUGGAAUAUCUGAGCUCUCCAGCAGGGAUGCCAACAAUAAAACCAAAGUUGCCUGUUUAAUAAAGUCACUUAUGCCCCGGCAGCCCGACACUAGAAUGAUUCUGGAAUAUCUGAGCUCUCCAGCAGGGAUGCCAACAAUAAAACCAAAGUUGCCUGUUUAAUAAA
Messenger RNA from Anolis sagrei ordinatus, 4093 nucleotides. RefSeq names its product solute carrier family 25 member 1 (gene SLC25A1). Gene Ontology annotation, cellular component: mitochondrion. The record is from RefSeq and is a predicted model, not a curated record. Gene Ontology annotation, molecular function: citrate secondary active transmembrane transporter activity. Gene Ontology annotation, biological process: mitochondrial citrate transmembrane transport. NCBI's taxonomy places the organism in Eukaryota, Metazoa, Chordata, Lepidosauria, Squamata, Anolidae.